AUGCAGGCAUCCAUCCUCCGGCAGAUUGUCGCUGGACCCAGAAUACGGCAUCCGGAGGCAGGUCUUGAUCUCUGCUACGUCGCAGACAAUCUCAUUGCAACCUCGGGCCCAUCGUCCAACUAUCCGCAACGGGCCUAUCGAAACCCGCUUGAUGACCUGGUGAAUUUCCUUGAUUCCAAACAUGGCAAGGACUGGUGUAUCUGGGAAUUUCGCGCCGAGGGCACGGGAUAUCCUGACUCAGAGGUCUAUGGGCGCAUUCAUCAUUACCCGUGGCCGGACCAUCACCCACCCCCAUUCGCGCUCAUUCCUGCGAUUAUGGGAAGCAUGCGAAAUUGGCUGCAGGGGCUAGAUGACACCGACGCGGAAGGAAAUGUGCAAACCGAUAAAGAAAAGAGGGUAGCCGUUGUGCACUGUAAAGCUGGCAAAGGCCGCAGUGGUACAAUUGCUUGUAGUUACCUGAUUACCCAUGAAGGCUGGAAGGUGAAAGACGCACUUCAACGAUUUACGGAGAGGAGAAUGAGGGUAGGAUUUGGUCCCGGGGUCAGUAUUCCCAGCCAGCUGCGCUGGGUGGGAUAUGUGGAUCAGUGGGCAAAUCAGCUGGGCAAAAAGUAUGUCGAGCGGCCGGUGGAAAUUCUCGAGCUGCAUGUAUGGGGCCUGAGAGAUGGUGUCAAAGUUGCAGUUGAGGGGUAUGUCGAUGAGGGGAAGAAGAUCAAAUGUUUCCACUUGUUCCAUCGCAGCGAGCGGACGAUCGUCGAUGAUGGGAAGACGGUUUUUCCGGAGAAGAGAUCGGGGACCAACAGCGAAAGCAGCAGCAGGACGGGUACUAUCACAGAGGCCCCUCCGGCUGCUCCCCCUUCUUCGACAUGGCCAAGAGCCGCCGACCCCGUUUCCUCUACCAAACCCACCGUCACAGCGCCUCUUGCUUCGAGCCCCGAAGGGUCCGCGGCUUCUCCAACCAAGUGUAUAUCGGCUGUCAUUCUCCGUCCCAGCAAACCCGUCAUUCUCCCCUCAUCCGACGUCAACAUUGACUUUGAGCGACGCGGCAAAGCCGCAUAUACCGGCUGGGCCAUGGUGACCUCCAUCGCCCACGUGUGGUUCAAUGCUUACUUCGAGGGCGGCGACAAACACGACUCAGGCGUCUUCGAAAUAGAAUGGGAAGCCAUGGAUGGGAUCAAGGGGACAUCCAAGCGCGGCGUCAAGGCCCUCGACAGACUAAAAGUCGUCUGGCGAUUCCCCCCGCCCUCUCGCGCCGUGGCCCACGAGUCCGGCGCAGAUAGCAUCAGCGCAACCGCAGGAAAAACCAUCACUGAACCCGAACCCGGUGAACCGAUUUCCGAGAGCCACCCAGCGGACUGGCGAUGCCAGGAUUCAGAAGACGAGCAGGACCGCCCCCUCCGAGACCAGGAGAAUCUUCCUACCCAAGACACGGAGACUGAAACCCAUGCCCCGGAGAUCAAGGGGCUUACCUCAGCGUCGGAGCAUCCGCUUCUCACGGGGGUCAGCACCGCGGCUGCGAGCGCGCUGUCGGCAACUGCGCAGUCGAUUCAUGGUCUGGGCAAGGAUCUAGGGAUGCGAAAGCAAGCAGACGAGAGCAAGGACGUCAGCCUGGCAGGUAGCGACGUGGAGUCGUCAGAGCGUCCGAAACCUAGCGACACAGAAGCGCAGCGAGGCCAUACGGGGAAGACAGAUGAAAACGAAGACGACUUCAAGGGUGUACAGUCAUAUUUUGUGAAUGGUGAUAACAACCCGGGGCAGUCUUCGUAA
Aspergillus clavatus NRRL 1 is the source of this 1764-nucleotide messenger RNA. Its product is annotated as putative phosphatidylinositol-3,4,5-trisphosphate 3-phosphatase. The transcript is spliced from 2 exons. Bases 1 to 1764 code for a protein of 587 amino acids. Gene Ontology annotation, biological process: regulation of phosphatidylinositol 3-kinase/protein kinase B signal transduction; protein dephosphorylation; cell motility. Gene Ontology annotation, cellular component: cell projection; cytosol; nucleus. The record is from RefSeq and is a predicted model, not a curated record. NCBI's taxonomy places the organism in Eukaryota, Fungi, Ascomycota, Eurotiomycetes, Eurotiales, Aspergillaceae. Gene Ontology annotation, molecular function: protein tyrosine phosphatase activity; protein tyrosine/serine/threonine phosphatase activity; phosphatidylinositol-3,4,5-trisphosphate 3-phosphatase activity.